Messenger RNA from Tripterygium wilfordii, 1690 nucleotides. RefSeq names its product eisosome protein SEG2-like. The transcript is spliced from 3 exons. The coding region runs from base 199 to 1455 and encodes 418 amino acids. The record is from RefSeq and is a predicted model, not a curated record. Gene Ontology annotation, biological process: male meiosis II. NCBI's taxonomy places the organism in Eukaryota, Viridiplantae, Streptophyta, Magnoliopsida, Celastrales, Celastraceae.
CCAACGGUCACUUGUUCUUUUUCCUUCCUGACCGUUUUGUCCCUACCGCCUUAACCUUUUCCACUCCAACGGUCCUCUCUCUCAAACAAUGAAGACCUGUUGAACCAAACCUUUCUCUCUCUCAAGCAACGGAAUCCAGAACUCACUGCUUGUUUCUGCGAGAGACAGGGGAGGAAGAAAGAGGUAUUUGCAACUGCAAUGGGUUGCUUUCUUGCGUGUUUUGGUUCCUCCAAAGAUCGCAAACGCCGGAGGCAGAGGCACAAGGUUCAACCUCGAGACCAAAGGAAUGCUAGUUGUACUCCACCGCAAUCUGCAGCUUCUUUGGUACAUGACCACCUAGAGAACACGAUCACUCCAGUUUUGGAAGUUGGGGAUAAGCCUGUGGAGCAAUUGAGCUCGAGUACCCGUAAAAGAGUUACUUUUGAUUCAAACAUCACAACUUAUGAGCACGAUGAAGUCAGUGAUUUUUCGCCGAAAAAUAAUGACAGUGACAACAGGGAGGAGCAGGAGAAUUCAGCAAAAUCAAGCCAAUCUCAGUCCUCUGAUGUUAGUUCAAUCACAUCCAGCUCUGGAUCUUACCCUCCCAACCACAGGUAUGAAAAUUGUAGAGACAGUGACGAUGAACUAGACGACGACAGUGACAUUGAUUACCAUGAUGAUGAUAGCGAUGAUGAUGUCGAUGGGGUUCUAGAGGAGUAUGAUGAUAUGUACGAGGACGAUUAUGAUUCUAGGAUUUCAAGGACAAGAAUUCCUGUGACUAAGGUGGCAACAGAUGAAAUUGAUAGUUCCACAGUUAUAGAAAAUUUGCCGGAGGGUGAUGUGAAGCCAUUCGGGUUGAAUCGCAACACUAGAGAUAGGAGUAAUUAUGUGCAUUCAGUGCUGAAUCCAGUUGAGAAUUUGACUCAGUGGAAAGCUGUAAAAGCAAGAGGGACACCACCAGCACUGAGGCAACAGAAAGAGAAUUCCUCGUUGGAUCAUGAAUCCUUGAAGUCAUUUAGUUCCGAGCCAUGCUUUAAGGAAAUGUCCUUUAGCUUCAAAGCAAAAUCUGAUCAACCCAAGAAAUCGAACCAAGAGAUGGCAGUCGAUGCUAGUCUCUCAACCUGGUUAGGUUCUGCAGAAAGUACACCCUCUAUCAAGACGACUAGCACCAACACAAUUGCUUUGGAUAGCAUUACACCAAAGCCAAGUAUGUCAGGAGGAUCUAAUUCACCAAUCAGCUUUGAAGAUAGGCCAAUUUUAGGUGCACUCACUGUUGAAGAACUGAAGCAACUGUCAGCUUCUUCUUCUUCUUCACCCAGGAAGUCACCAAGUAGAAGUCCUGAUGAGAUGCCUAUCAUAGGUACUGUCGGAACUUACUGGAACGACACCAACCUCGCUAAAGAUUCACGCUCGGCCACUUCCUAUAGAGGAAUACCAAACACAACCAGCAAGUAUAGAGGGGUAUACUCCAAGUAAGGAUUGUGUGUAAGAACUAUUAUGUGUUGUGAUGACAGGUUCUAACUACGUUGCUACCGGUGUGCAGGAUAAGAGAGUGAAUUGGCAACUCAACUCCAUUCGAGACUAGAUUGGAGAGAGCUUUGAAUAGAGAAGUGUUGCUGAAGCUUGUGAGAUGGUUUGGAGUGUUUAGUCUGUGUGUGAUUCCUGUAAUUUAUGAUUCUUUGUCAAUUAAAAUGAGAUUGUUUGUGAGAUA